Messenger RNA from Myxocyprinus asiaticus (Chinese sucker), 6080 nucleotides. Its product is annotated as G-protein coupled estrogen receptor 1. The transcript has 2 exons. The record is from RefSeq and is a predicted model, not a curated record. The coding region runs from base 581 to 1642 and encodes 353 amino acids. Gene Ontology annotation, molecular function: nuclear estrogen receptor activity; G protein-coupled receptor activity. Gene Ontology annotation, cellular component: membrane. Lineage: Eukaryota; Metazoa; Chordata; Actinopteri; Cypriniformes; Catostomidae. Gene Ontology annotation, biological process: G protein-coupled receptor signaling pathway; cellular response to estradiol stimulus.
UGAAGAAAGCCAUAGUGAUAGUCUUCUUUGGACCUUUUUCCUGGAGGCAGCUAGUUCUGUGUUGUCUUGUCAUUGUCUUUUAAAAGUAGGUGGCACCGUCGGUGGAACUUGUCCUGGUAAAGGGAUUACAAAUCAGUGGCAACUCUCUCAACAUCUGCAGCAGAACUCGACACUUACUGCAUCACAAGCCCUCGCCAAUAAAAGAGAAAAAUCAUGCUCAUGGACAGGAGGAGGCAAGACGGCACUGGAUUUAACACAUGUGAAGAACCAAGUGUGCAUAAGAAAAAAAGGAAGCACAGUCCCUAAAGAGAGACCCUUUGUGUUUGGAACUAUGGAUCGCACAGGCCCAGGCAGCCUCCAUAGCUGAGAGACUGCCCUGAAAAUGGAGGAGGUUUUUGUGUCUUCUCCCCUCGUUGUAUCUCAAAAGACGAAUAUUCCUGGAUCGAGUCUUGCAAACUUUAAAAGUCCAUGUGGACAAUUUGGCCUAAAUGACGGACACUUUCUAUAAAGCAAGCUGGCCAAUGAUACAAAUUAUGUAUGUAGCACAAUUUACGGCAUCUAAAUCAGAGACUUGUUCAGUAUGGAAGAGCAGACUACCACUGUGAUUCAGAUUUACGUGAAUGGCACUGAACAGCUAAAUGCUUCGUAUGACUUCAACCUAACUGAUGUUAAAGAGAGUAUAGACACUUAUGAGUUUUAUAUCAUUGGCCUGUUUUUGUCCUGUCUGUACACCAUAUUGCUUUUCCCCAUUGGCUUCAUUGGGAACAUCCUCAUUUUGGUGGUCAACCUCAACCACCGGGAGAAGAUGACCAUCCCUGAUAUGUACUUUGUCAACCUGGCUGUGGCGGACCUCAUCCUGGUGGCGGACUCACUAAUUGAGGUCUUCAAUCUCAAUGAGAAGUACUACGACUACGCUGUUCUCUGUACUUUCAUGUCCCUCUUCCUCCAGGUGAACAUGUACAGCAGCAUCUUCUUCCUGACAUGGAUGAGUUUCGACCGCUACGUCGCUCUCGCCAGCUCCAUGUGCAGCAGUUCGUUGCGAACUAUGCAGCAUGCCAAGCUCAGCUGCAGUCUCAUCUGGAUGGCUUCCAUCCUGGCUACUCUACUUCCUUUCACCAUCGUACAGACGCAACACACCGGUGAGGUACACUUCUGCUUCGCCAAUGUCUUCGAGAUCCAGUGGCUCGAGGUCACGAUCGGAUUUCUGGUGCCCUUCUCCAUCAUUGGCCUGUGCUACUCCCUGAUCGUUCGCAUUCUCAUGCGCUCACAGAAACACAGGGGCCUUUGGCCCCGCCGGCAGAAGGCCCUGCGCAUGAUCGUGGUGGUGGUGCUGGUGUUCUUCAUCUGCUGGCUGCCUGAGAAUGUCUUCAUUAGCAUCCAGUUGCUCCAAGGCACGGCCGACCCAUCGAAACGCAGUGACACAACACUGUGGCAUGAUUACCCGUUGACCGGACACAUCGUCAACCUGGCUGCGUUCUCUAACAGCUGCCUGAACCCAAUCAUUUACAGCUUCCUAGGAGAGACUUUCAGGGACAAGCUGCGGCUCUUCAUCAAGCGGAAGGCCAGUUGGUCUGUGGUCUAUCGCUUUUGCCAUCACACUCUGGACUUGCACCUUCCUGUUAGGAGUGAGUCCGAAGUGUAGCACAGAAUCUCACAGGUGCAUUACGACAACAGUUCCUGGAGUUGUCGUCAAUUUUACACAAGAUUUGUGGUUUUAAACAUUACGCUUUCCAAACUUAGGGCAGCCGUCAUCAAGAAAAAGGAAGCAAUUUUCAGCUGAAAGCAGAGUGAAACACUGAAUUUAUAGGGUAAAUCACCUGGUGAUGAAAUGGAUUCCAAGACAAGGAUGCAAAGCUUGGCUUAAAGCUACCUUUUUACAGAUAAUUGAAAUACAUAGAAAUUACAUGAUAAAAGGAAGAUCUGAGUACAAUAAUCUGAGUGAACCCAUUCUAAAGGGAACAAAUAAAGACAUCAAAGCACCUGUGACCCAUUUCCCCUCUGUUUGUGAUAUACACUCACUGGCCACUUUAUUAGGUACACCUGAACAUCUACUUAUUCAUGCGAUUAUCCAAUCAGCCAAUCGUAUGUAAUGCAGUGUAAUGUAUCACUAUGUAUCACAUGGGCCAGUUUCUAUGUAAAAUCCCGGGCAGAAUUUUCUUCCCAGUCCGCCCCUGGGGUUUGGGCGUAUAGUUUAUAAAAUAUGCAUUGCUGUUGCCUGCAUUACAUCAACAACUCACUUUACAACUUGCUUUUGGUGCCAAAUGUCUGUGGACAUUUCACCCAGAAACUGGAGCUCACAUUUGCCCAUACAUUCAACAACACUUCUAUCUUCAGCCACUGGGAGCAGUGAUUCAAAUUUUAGUAAGCACAGACUGAUUUCUGUUUCGGCAGCAGAACUUUCGACCUACUGCCACUGAAUUCACAAUGAGAUCAGUCUGUAUCUUAAAUUUGACUAAAUGUAAAAUGUACUCCCAGCCACUCAUGCUUUCAACCACUUUAAGGGAUUUUGUAAACAGUAAUGAUGAUUGAGAAAGUUUAGGCAAAAUCCUCUGCUCUUUUUGGGUUUUCAUGAGAAACAUAAUUAGGGAAACAUUAAAGUAAAUUCAGUUCAAAGCAAAACAUAUUUGGAGGAUUACAGCUCAUUUGGACAAGUGUUUUCGACACUAACCCCAGGUGUUAGCUCCUAUUACUCUGAGGCUGGAGCCAGUGGGCAGGUGGUAUGCAGAGAACAUGUAAACACAUUAUUCAAGAUUUCAGAAGUGCUGGGUCCAUUGGUGCCGUUCACUCGAUCCAGAGAUAUCAACUACAUUUCCAUUCCUCUCACUUUCUUCCUGCUGAUCAUCAGGUCACUUUAGCAUCAAAAACAGACACAUCUGAAAUGAUUGCUUUGAGCUGUGGGAAGUAAUUCCACAAAGGUGUAAUUCAUUUAGAAUCAGUGUCCAUUGUGAGUGGAAACACAGUAGUGGAUAUUAAAAUGGUCGCAAGACACUUCUCUAUCAAAAAUGUGAUCAGAUGUGAAAUUGCUUUUAAUAUCAAAUAAACUUGCCCUAUUUUCAUAUUCAGAAAUCUCAAACGAUUAUACCAAGAUAACAACAGGAUCUUAGGAACAGGAAGACAACAUUCUUCCCUAGAGACCCCCGAUGUGCCCAGGGCUAAAAUAAAAUAUGACUCAAACUGUUCACAAACAUAAUGGCAGUCUGAGGGCUUUUUCCCAAGUAACACAGAUUAUAAAUAAAUAAAUAAAAGGGAAAUGAGGAUUUCAAAAUAAUCCCAAGGUUGGUCUGUUGGGAAUUACUUUCUUAGGUAAUUCCCAUUGAUACUUACAAAAAAUGAUAUUUAAUCAGUAUGAAAGGUGAGGUAUGUGGUGAUAUAAUGUAAUCUGAAAGAGAAAAUUCUGAACAAAAAUACAGAUUUUCUCAUGUUCACACAGACAAGUUUUUUUUUUUUUUUUUUUUUUUAACCAAUACACAUUUAAUUUACUGUAAGUAUUCACUGUCAGUUUGAAGAUGGCUGUCUGCUACAUUGAAACAGAAAAACAAAGAAUUAUUAAUGCCAAAUUACUUGUAUUAAUUCAUAUAUGUGGAAGAAAUAUUGCAGACAGUAUACAGUUCAAUAAAAUAUUGGUUUGGUUUUAUUCCACAGGUAACUUGCAGUUUAUUAUCCAUUGCCAAUGCAACAGAAAAUGUAUUUGCCUGCAUAAAAAGCUAAUCUGGAACAUAAAUUAAUGUUUAAUUCAAUCCUGUCAAAUUAUGAAAGAUACAAUAAAUUACACAGGUACAAGACAUUUUACAUAUUUUCUACUAUGACACAUUUAUCAAAUAAAAGCAAACUUUUCCUUUUGGGACCUUAAGUCAUCUUAAAGUUAUUGAUUAAUUAAAUUGUAACGUAUUUAUACAUCAUGGUAGUAUUUUGUUGUACUUGUCGUUUAUGUUGAUUUAAAUAAAACAUAAAAAAAUCACAAUAUUAUCAAGACAGCAAAAGUAAAAUGUCCACAAGCAUUUCUUUACUGUGAGUUUGAGGGUUACAGUAAAUGUGCUGGAUUCCUCUGAGUGCAAAUGUCAAAAUGCACAAGUUUUGUUGUUGUUGUUUUUUAAUGCAAACAAAAAUAUCACUAUAAUGGGCCACCUGAGAAAUCACACUUCUCUCUGUGACAGCCCCAAGACUCUGUAAACUAAGGAGGUUAGUAUGGACAAGAGCAGUACAACAUGCAGACCUUGAGAAAAAAAAAAAGAAAAAAAAAAAAAAGAAUUGUUUUUCCAGCUGUGACAAACCAGUCUGGGAAAGAUUUCUAACCACCAUUUGAAUAACAAUUAAUGCAUGUAAAUAGACAUCACGAAAAAAACAUCAGACUUGAUGUGAAAACGUACUCAAUGUUACUCAAAGUGACUUUGCGUGUCAUAGACAGACUUCUAAGGCAUGGGUACGGUUGAGACUCCAUAGUGAGAAUGGCCUAAGGAUGUUCUAUAACACUGACCAUCAAAAAAAAAAAAAAAAAAAAAAGAUACAGCCAAGUGAUGUAAUAAAUUAGGAAAUAAUGACAAGGGGCUAGUUAGAUAACAUAGGAGGCGCCAUGGCAGAUGAAACCCAGAACCCUAUAGCUGAUCCCCCGAGAAAUAGAGUGUAGACAUGUUAAUUUUGCAUCUGUACAAAUCUAAAUAAAUAGACACAGGGCAACUCUGAGACAGACAAAGAGCAAGAGGUGAGGAAGAGAGGGCGAGACAGAGACUGUGAGAAGAAUAUGUUUGUGUGUGUGCAGCUGGGACUGGAUAAGGCAUGACGUCAUUGAGAGCCAGGGCAUACAUUUGUCCUCUUUUUCUGUGCGAUUUCUCUUUUGAUGCUGAUUAAUAUUAACUGUUCAUCAGGACUCAUGCUGUCUUAUAUAUUUCAAUGUUUACAUGCUUACUGUGUGUAUUUAUACACAUUUAGAAUAGCCACCAAAACCUCAACUUUUGUGAAAAUAAGACUCAUUUUCAGAGAAAAUAUCUUGAUUAAAUCGAAUCACUUUAUUGUUUUAAGCAUAAACCAUACUACUUAUGUUGUAAAAUUUGUGCUAAAAUUGCCACUGAGGUAAGAAAAAUGAACUUGAUUCCAAAUAUAUUCUCUGAAAACAAGCCACAUCACCUUACACAAACAUAUCUUGUUUUUUUGGAUGUUUAGAUAUUUUUACUGAAAAAAAUAAACAAAUACUAAUUAAGAAAUGUAUUCAAGUGUACAUUUGAGCCAAAUAAAAUAAAAAAAUUACAAGUGUGCCACGGAAAUAUUGUGGCUAGUAUGAACGUGAAAGUGAUCUGACAGCUUAUAAAACACAAGGAGUUGUCCAAAACCAAGGAGUGACUUUCAUCUGACAAGAGUAAUUUAAGUAGUAAGAGUUAAUGCAUAUGCUUAGGCAAUACGAGUUUGAAUAAAAUAUCUUAUCCACAAUUACAUUUACAUAUUAAAUUUUCUCUGGGGAGGGGCUUAGGCAACAUCAAGAGCAGCAAGUGUGCUUUGGCCUUUCUGAAUUUCAAAAGGUAACAGACAAAAACAUGCGAACACCUAGUGACACAGUGGCAUGUCUGGCCUAGCACAGUAGUAGUUAGGAUUCAAAUGGCCAUUGAGCUCGAGAGGGCGCCAAAACAAGGGCACGUUCAUGCAAAUUUUAACAAGGUUGAGACAAAUGAAAGUUUGCGGUUUCAGUCUACAGAUUUAUGGCAUUUGCAAAUGGCUCCUCACUUUACAUUGAGACCUGCAAAUUUUCAAGUAAUAUAGGCUAAUAUCAGAAGUUGCAAACGUGAAGAAAACCACCAAUUUAAAGAUUUUUUUUUUUUUGCAUAAACGUAGGUUCCAAAACCCAUAAAAUCAAUUUGUUCACAGCUUUCUGCAACAAGUAAAAACACCACAAUUGCACCCCCCUGGUGGUGAGUGUUAUUACGUCAGCUUCAUAAUUGCUUGAUAGUAUUAGUGGCUUAAGUUCUAUUUCCAUUUUAAGGUAAUGGUUUCCAACUGCACACAACCACAUAAAAUAUUGUAAAUAGUAUUAAUAAAAUCUACUGCUAAAAUUAAGUCCACAAAUAUGAAAAUUCUAUGAAGCAGUAUGUUAC